Molecule: messenger RNA, 4668 nt
Organism: Eublepharis macularius
Lineage: Eukaryota; Metazoa; Chordata; Lepidosauria; Squamata; Eublepharidae
Gene: MAST1
Product: microtubule associated serine/threonine kinase 1
Exons: 27
Coding region: 1-4578 (1525 amino acids)
Biological process (GO): peptidyl-serine phosphorylation; intracellular signal transduction
Molecular function (GO): ATP binding; protein serine/threonine kinase activity; magnesium ion binding
Source: RefSeq, a predicted model, not a curated record
AUGUCUGAGUCCCUGUGGACAGCACUCUCCAAUUUCUCUAUGCCUGAUUUCCUUGACAGCAGCAUGUUUCGCCGCACCAAAAGCUGCCGUACCAGUAACAGGAAGAGCCUGAUCCUGACCAGUACAUCACCAACGCUGCCACGGCCUCACUCGCCACUCCCAGGUCAUAUUGGUAGCAGCCCUCUUGACAGCCCUCGGAAUUUCUCCCCAAACACACCAGCCCAUUUUUCCUUCGCUUCUUCCCGCAGGGCAGAUGGCCGGCGUUGGUCUUUGGCUUCCCUGCCAUCGUCUGGAUAUGGAACAAACACUCCCAGCUCAACUGUAUCGUCCUCUUGCUCCUCCCAAGAGCGCCUUCACCAGCUGCCUUACCAGCCCACCAUGGAUGAGUUGCACUUCCUUUCCAAACAUUUUGGCAGUACAGAGAGCAUCACCGAUGAUGAUGGCGGUCGGCGGUCUCCUGCUGUGCGACCCCGGUCCCGGAGCCUCAGUCCGGGCCGGUCUCCUUCCUCCUAUGACAAUGAGAUAGUCAUGAUGAAUCAUGUUUAUAAGGAGCGAUUCCCCAAGGCCACGGCUCAAAUGGAAGAGAAGCUGAAAGAUUUCACCAAGACCUACGAACCAGACAGUGUGAUGCCUUUGGCUGAUGGGGCGCUGAGUUUCAUACACCACCAGGUCAUUGAGCUGGCCCGAGACUGUUUAGCGAAGUCCCAGGAAGGCCUCAUCACCACCGUCUAUUUCUAUGAGCUGCAGGAGAACAUGGAGAAGUUGCUGAAAGAUGCCUACGAGCGCUCUGAGAGUGAGGAGGUGACCUUUGUCACUCAACUGGUGAAGAAACUGCUGAUUAUCAUCUCCCGUCCAGCCCGGCUGCUCGAGUGCCUGGAGUUUAAUCCCGAGGAGUUUUACCAUUUGCUGGAAGCUGCAGAGGAUCAUGCGAAAGAGGGUCACCUGGUGAAGACAGACAUUCCUCGCUACAUCAUCAGCCAGUUGGGGCUCACCCGAGACCCCUUCCCAGAUGUGCUGUAUGUGGAAGAGCACGAUAGCGGAGGAUCCAACACACCAGAGACAGAGGAGUUCACAGAGAGUCGUGGGAUGACUCCAAAGCCAAAGAAGCCACCAGGAGAAGGGGACUUUGAAACGAUUAAACUAAUCAGCAACGGGGCCUAUGGCGCUGUCUACCUGGUGCGGCACAAAGAGACUCGCCAGCGCUUUGCUAUGAAGAAGAUCAACAAGCAGAACCUCAUCCUGCGCAAUCAGAUCCAGCAGGCCUUUGUGGAGCGCGACAUCCUGACGUUUGCAGAGAACCCUUUCGUGGUCAGCAUGUUCUGCUCUUUCGAGACCAAGCGCUACCUCUGCAUGGUCAUGGAGUACGUCGAAGGUGGGGACUGUGCCACACUGCUGAAGAAUAUCGGGGCACUGCCUGUGGAGAUGGCCCGCAUGUACUUUGCAGAGACGGUUCUCGCCCUGGAGUACCUACACAACUACGGCAUCGUCCAUCGGGACCUGAAGCCAGACAACCUCCUCAUAACUUCCAUGGGACACAUCAAGCUGACAGACUUUGGUCUCUCCAAGAUGGGGCUAAUGAGUCUCACCACCAACCUCUAUGAAGGCCACAUCGAGAAGGAUGCACGGGAAUUCCUUGAUAAACAGGUGUGUGGCACUCCCGAGUACAUUGCUCCUGAAGUGAUCCUUCGCCAAGGCUACGGGAAGCCAGUAGAUUGGUGGGCUAUGGGCAUCAUCUUGUAUGAGUUCCUCGUGGGCUGUGUGCCCUUCUUCGGAGACACACCUGAGGAGUUGUUUGGCCAAGUUAUCACCGAUGACAUCUUAUGGCCGGAAGGGGAAGAAGCGCUUCCCGCGGAUGCCCAGCACCUCAUCUCCUGCCUUCUGCAAACGAGCCCCCUUCUCCGUCUGGGUGCAGGUGGCGCUUACGAGGUGAAGCAGCACUCCUUCUUCAAGGACCUGGACUGGAACGGUCUGCUGAGGCAGAAAGCCGAGUUCAUCCCCCACCUGGAGUCGGAGGAAGACACCAGCUAUUUUGACACCCGCUCUGACCGCUACCACCAUAUCAACUCCUACGAUGAGGAUGACACGACCGAAGACGAGCCAGUGGAGAUCCGGCAGUUUUCAUCCUGCUCCCCUCGAUUCAGCAAGGUGUACAGCAGCAUGGAGCACCUGUCCCAGCAUGAGCCGAAGCCCCCUGGAGUCACAAAGCGAGACCAGAGCAACAAACACAAAGAUGAGAAAGUGAGCAAGCGGGAGAGCUUGGGCAGCUUCACCCUUCGUGACAAGAGCUGGCGCACUAACUCUCCAGAGAUGAAGCGCCUCUCCGCCUCAGAGUCGUCCUACACAGAGAGUGAUUCCAGCCCCCCCUUGGGCGCACGCCGGCGCUUUUCAGCCCUGAUGGACACCAACCGUUUUGCCGUGCCGUUGGAGACUGACAGUGAAACGCUGGCCAAAGGGCCUGUGAAGGCUGCCACAGAAAAUGGGACCGCAGGGGCCACCCUGGAGGCUGAAAGCAAGCCAAGCGGCGAGGGAGCGACUGCCGAUGUGGGGCAAUGUCCUGCUGUUGGGGAGGCUGAGGCAGGCGAUAAAUCAAAAGCGGGGGAGCUGCAGCCCCCAAAGGAGCUGGACCCAUCAGCCCCCAAAGCUACCAAUGACUUGGUGCUGCGUCGGGCCCGGCACCAGCAGCUCUCAGGGGACUCCACGGCUGAGAAGCGCAGCUCCCGCACAGGGGGCAAGGUCAUCAAAUCUGCCUCCGCUACUGCGCUGUCCGUCAUUAUCCCCACAGUGGAACAGCACAGCGGCUCCCCCUUGGCCAGCCCAAUGUCUCCCCGGUCGCUCUCCUCUAACCCGUCAUCCCGAGAUUCCUCGCCAUCACGGGACUAUUCACCAGCCGUCACCAGCCUGCGGUCGCCCAUUACCAUCCAGCGUUCUGGGAAGAAGUAUGGUUUCACACUGCGUGCCAUCCGGGUGUACAUGGGGGACAGUGACGUGUACAGCGUGCAUCACAUUGUCUGGCAUGUGGAGGAAGGUGGUCCAGCUCACGAGGCAGGCCUGUGCGCAGGAGACCUCAUCACCCAUGUCAAUGGCGAACCAGUACAUGGACUGGUGCACACUGAAGUGGUGGAGCUCAUCUUGAAGAGCGGGAAUAAGGUGAUGGUGACCACUACCCCUUUUGAAAACACCUCCAUCCGGAUCGGGCCAGCCCGCAAGAGCAGCUACAAGUCCAAGAUGGCCAGGCGGAACAAGAGGAGUGCCAGCAAAGAAGGCCAGGAGAGCAAGAAACGCAGCUCCCUGUUCCGUAAGAUCACCAAGCAGUCGAACCUGCUGCACACCAGCCGCAGCCUAUCAUCGCUGAACCGUUCACUGUCCUCCAGCGACAGCCUGCCCGGCUCGCCCACCCAUGGCUUGGGUGCCCGUUCUCCCACCCAGAGCCUGCGCUCCACCCCUGAUUCAGCAUACCUAGGUAGGCAUCCUGGGGGUGCUUCUUCGCAGAGCAGCUCCCCCGCCUCCAGCACCCCCAACUCGCCAGCCACCUCAUCCCACCACAUGCGCCCCAGCACACUGCAUGGCCUGUCUCCGAAGCUGCACCGGCAGUAUCGCUCCGCCCGCUGCAAGUCAGCAGGGAACAUUCCUCUCUCCCCUCUGGCACACACUCCCUCCCCCACACAGUCCUCGCCGCCACCCCUACCUGGCCACAUUGUGGGCAGCUCCAACACCACCCAGAGCUUCCCAGCCAAGCUGCACUCCUCGCCCCCUGUGGUGCGGCCCCGCCCCAAGAGCGCCGAACCCCCUCGCUCACCCCUCCUGAAGCGGGUGCAGUCAGCAGAGAAGCUCGGCUCCCCGCUCAGCUCGGAGAAGAAGGUGGUGGUGAGGAAGCACAGCCUGGAGGUGGUGCACUCCGAAUAUCGCAAAGACUUCUACGGCGAGCCUGGCCUCCACAGCCUGGCCGAGUCAGAUGGCGAGAGUCCUGGUGAGUCAGGGGCUCCAAAGCCGCUGGCCACCAGGCGCCUCGGCCGGCAGGAAUCCCCGCUUAGCUUUGGGCCGGGGGAUGGGGAGGUAGCUGCAGAGGUCGGCACCAAAGCAAGGGGGCCAGAAGCUCUGCUUGGAGACUGCAGGAGGAGCCAAGCGGUGCAAACCGAGGAGGCGUUUGCAGGAGCAAACCGGGCCCUGGCUAAAGCCCUCAGCCCUGUACAGGAGCACGAGCAAGGGAGGAAGGGCAGUGGGGAGGCAGAGGUGGCCCCACGGGGGCCCGUCCCCAUUGUGUUGGAGCCCAAGGAGAGCCAAGAGCACGAUCUGCGGGGCAAGCCUGCUCCAGAGCCCUCCCAGGAUAAGGCUGGGUCACCCAAGGAGAAAUGGAUCUUGGAAGUUGUGGAGGAGCACACCACGCUGGGAACUUGCGCCAAGACGCCCAGUUGCCUGUGCCCAGAAGGGACCAAGAACGGACUGAAGCGAGGCUCCUCGGAGGCAAAGGGGAAACGAGGGAAAGAAGAGGUGCCUAUGUUGGGGGCGGGAAGCAAGUGUGCAGGAGACACCCCCCGGCCCUCGCCCCUGACGCUGGAAAAAAAGGGGGCAGCACACUGAAAGAUCAGGGGGGGGGGGGUCGCCUUCCCUGCUGUACUGGCCACCAGGACUACAUCCCCAGAGCCCCUUCCUUGUUGUUGCCUUCCAAAG